UGCGGCUCUUUGCUUUAGAGAAGAUGGCAGCCCAGCCGCCCAAGUCGGUGCUGUUUGUAUGUUCGGGUAACAUUUGUCGAUCACCCAUUGCAGAAGCAGUUUUCAGAAAACUUGUAACUGAUCAAAAUAUUUCAGAUAAUUGGAGGAUAGACAGUGCUGCAACAUCCACUUAUGAGAUAGGAAACCCUCCUGAUUAUCGAGGGCAAAAAUGCAUGAAGAAGCAUGAUAUUCCUAUGAAUCACGUGGCCCGGCAGGUUACCAAAGAAGACUUUGCCACAUUUGAUUAUAUACUGUGUAUGGAUGAAAGCAAUCUGAGAGAUCUGAAUAGAAAAGGUAGUGCAGUUAAAAACCGCAAAGCGAAAAUUGAACUACUUGGGAGCUAUGAUCCACAAAAACAACUUAUUAUUGAGGAUCCCUAUUAUGGGAAUGACUCCGACUUUGAGACUGUUUAUCAGCAGUGUGUUAGGUGCUGCAAAGCAUUUUUGGAGAAGUCACAGUAAAGCUGUAUCCAUUCAUUGCUGAAGGCCAACAAUGAUUCACAUCUUAAACAGUGAUGUUCUAGGUUUUUCAGUCAAUCAGUGUGUUAAAAGUGUAGUGCUUCAUAGUUCAUGGCCACAACUUUUUUUUUCAGUUGACUUACUGUUUUUUAUCUUAAAAAAUAAUUGUAGAUGGAAAUCAAUGUUGUGUUUGGCAGAAGAAUUAAUAAAAAUCUUUGAUUCAGACAGUU
Molecule: messenger RNA, 727 nt
Organism: Choloepus didactylus (southern two-toed sloth)
Lineage: Eukaryota; Metazoa; Chordata; Mammalia; Pilosa; Megalonychidae
Product: low molecular weight phosphotyrosine protein phosphatase-like
Exons: 1
Coding region: 24-500 (158 amino acids)
Biological process (GO): protein dephosphorylation
Cellular component (GO): cytoplasm
Molecular function (GO): non-membrane spanning protein tyrosine phosphatase activity; acid phosphatase activity
Source: RefSeq, a predicted model, not a curated record